Molecule: messenger RNA, 1279 nt
Organism: Dioscorea cayenensis subsp. rotundata (Guinea yam)
Lineage: Eukaryota; Viridiplantae; Streptophyta; Magnoliopsida; Dioscoreales; Dioscoreaceae
Product: probable membrane-associated 30 kDa protein, chloroplastic
Exons: 11
Coding region: 117-1109 (330 amino acids)
Source: RefSeq, a predicted model, not a curated record
UUCGUUCAUCCGGAAAGCCCGUGAACAGGCCCCGAGAAAGCCCGAAAAGGCUUCGAUUUUUCUCCAUUUUUUUCUCGGAUUUUGAUUUCUUUCAUUUGGGAAUUAGGGUUUCACGGAUGAUGAUGGCGAUGAAGGUUCCGGUGAGUGGGUUGGGCAUGGCUUCGCCUUCAUCUUUAUCUAUGGUGGUUCCUGGGAGGAGGGUUCUUGUUGCUAAUCCGGCCUCCAGGACCUCCUUCUUCAAUGGCGGAGUGGGAGCACUUAAAGCAGAGGGGCUGCGAAUGUCCAAGUCCAACAGACCAAGAUGCAGUGGGCGUGGUGGAGGGGCGCUUGGUGCCCAAAUGAAUCUAUUUGAUAGGCUAGCUAGGGUAAUCAAGUCAUAUGCAAAUGCAAUUCUUGGUACACUGGAAGACCCAGAAAAGAUCUUGGAGCAAGCUGUUGUUGAUAUGAACAAUGACUUAAUAAAGACUCGGCAGGCCACAGCGCAGGUGCUGGCAUCUCAAAAACGUUUGGAAAACAAAUAUAAGGCUGCCCAGCAGGCUUCUGAUGACUGGUACCGUAGAGCACAGCUUGCUCUUGCAAAAGGAGAUGAAGAUCUUGCUCGAGAGGCUCUGAAGAGGCGUAAAUCUUUUGCUGAUAAUGCUAGCUCCUUAAAAGCUCAGCUUGAUCAGCAGAAAGGGAUGGUGGAUAAUCUGGUAUCUAAUACUCGGCUCUUGGAGAGCAAGAUACAAGAGGCCAGGUCAAAGAAGGAUUCUCUUAAAGCUCGCGCACAGUCAGCAAAGACUGCGACAAAAGUGACUGAAAUGUUGGGAAAUGUCAAUACAAGUAGUGCUCUUGCAGCCUUUGAAAAGAUGGAGGAGAAGGUUAUGGCUUUGGAGUCCCAAGCAGAGGCCCUUACUCAGUUGAGCAUUGAUGAUCUGGAAGGAAAGUUUGCAAUUCUGGAGAACUCAUCAGUUGAUGAUGAUCUUGCACAGUUAAAAAGAGAACUUUCUGGGAGCCCAGUGAAAGGAGAGCUCCCAUCUGGUAGAACAAAAGCUAGCAGCUAUCCUUUACGCGACGUUGAGAUUGAGAACGAGCUCAAUGAAUUACGAAGAAGGGCCAGGGAAUACUAGAUUUGUUACCGGAGUUCGUUUCAAUGUUUCCAAAUCAAACACAAACCCGGAAAUUGUAACAAUUUUGAAGAAUGAAAUCACAAAUAACAUUAUUGAACCAAUGUACAGUAGGCAGUAAAUUCAUCUACUUCAAUCUUUAUUUGUCCAAAUGAGAAAGCUUGUUUUUUUUA